AUGCCGUUUAUCAACCCUGUAUCCCAUUCGACAACAGCAACAGCUGCUGCUGGUGGUGAUGACACAUCAGUGAAACAAGAAACAUCAGCAGGCGGCACGGAAGACAAAUCGCUUUCCUUGCCAGAGCAACAGCAACAACAACGUAAACGUCGUCAACGACGCAAAUUCCAUCAACCACACGAGGUUAAAGCCCGUUUAGAUAGUCUAAGGACAAGAAAAGCUCCUCCACCAACUCCUGCCAACGAUCACACACAGAAAACACAGCAGGAACAACAGCAACAACAACAGACACAAAAAAAUCACAAAACUUUAGAGACAAGUUUAGAAAAAUCUCUGGUACACCAACGUGAUAUUGCCAAGAAUCAACAAACACCAGAAUUGGGUGGUGGUAAUAAACAGGAUACGGAAGACCCAAUAAGGAAAAGAGUUUUCCCCCGUCUCGAUGCGGCAACAUUGAAUCGUAUUGAGACCUUGAGCGAUAACGAAGUUAAGAAACCUGCCAGCAAACGUAAACGUAGCCAAACAGCUGCCCUACUAGGAUUUAGUGUACCGACAACUUUAAGGUCGCGGCGUGUCACAGCCACAGCCCAGGCAGCGGUUAUUGUUGCGGCAGCAGCAGCUGCAGCGGCAGCGGCCAGUGCAGCAACAAGUGGCGUUCGUGCAACAUCCACUGCUAUAGGCAUUGCUGGUGGUGGAGGUGUUGGUGUCACUUCAGUGGGACAAAAACGCCAACAACAACAACCGAACAUUGUAGCUGGUGGUGGUUGUGAUUUUCUAAAACCCCUACCCAUUGAACAGGGAAUUACGAAUUCAAAAAAACGGCCACGUAUAAUGUCCCUUUACGAGCGUCCCUAUCAAACGGCCAACGAUGGCCGAGGCAGUGGUGGUGGUUCCAGUCUUGUUAGUAAUGGCUACAUGUCAACAAGCCGUUCAAGUUCAUCCGGCGGCGGCGGAAUGCCCAUGAUUAUGAGCGAUUCCAAUGAUAGUCAAGACAUGACCAAUCCAUAUUAUCUAACCGGAACCGCUGGUUCCGGCGGCAUUGCUGGCAAUUCCAAUUCAUCAGCGGUGGCGGCAGCCGCCUUACUGGGUAAUGGUGGCAGCGGUGUCGGCGGCAUUGCCAUAAAUCAUGCCCCCACCAUGGGCACCCUGUGCAACAUCGGCAAUACCUGCUACCUUAAUUCGGUGGUCUAUACGCUGCGUUUUGCUCCACAAUUUCUGCACAAUCUGCAUCAUUUGUUAACGGAUUUGAAUGCCCUGCAACAGAAUAUAGCCCGGGCGCGUUCCAAAUCGUCUUCCCUGGGUCGUGGCAUUAGUGCUGUGCACAUUGAAAAUGCCCGCAGUUGGAGUAGCAAAGAUUUGGCCUCAAUGGAACAGUAUGCGGGCGUUAAUAAUGUAACAAGCGGAGGUGGGGCAACCACACCCUCCUCGGCAUCAUCGUCGGCCCUAACACAAGUCACUCAGAAAAGCAGCCACCAGAUCUUAACCGAGAAGCUACACGAGCUAUAUCAAAGCCUCUAUCGCAAUGAAAUGAGUGAAUCCACGGAGCCCUAUCAUGCCGAUACCCUGCUGCAUGCCAUCCAAGAUGUUAGCAGCAUAUUUGAGGGUAAUCAACAACAGGAUGCCCAUGAAUUUCUUAUGUGUCUGCUGAACAGCAUCCGUGAGACAAAUCAAACUCUAAUCAAGGCCAUAGCCGAGUGUCCAGAUGUGAUAUUAAAUGGAUAUAUUUCCAAUCCCGAGGAUACUGAACGUGAUAUUAUGAAACACUCCAAUUUGUCGGCGGCGGGCAACAACACCGGCAGCAAUCAGAGCGGCAGCAGUGGCCUGAACAAUAGCAGCAGCAACCACAUCUCCGUCACCUCCGCGCUUAGCUCGCUAACAUCAAAUUCCAAGUCAUCGCUGUUCUUCUCACGCAAAUCCAAGCGAAAAGAUGAAACAAAAAAUUCCAAAAACUCCCGCCUCCAAUCUCCGCUUAAAGAUAACCAAAUAGCUGGCAAUAUAAAUACGCCACAAUCGAAUAGUCUCUUCUAUUUGAAUACGAAUGAUCUCAAUUCAACGGCAGGUGGUAGUGGUGGUGGAGUAUCUACAUCACCACCACCCUCAGCUGCCUCAUCAUCAUCGUCAGCGAUGGGCGGCGGAGGGGCUCUAACAUCACCAUCAAAUUCCACCUCAACCAUUGGUGGUGGUCCGGCGGAUGAAUUAGAUGGUUCGUCGACCACCUCCACAACGGCUGUGUCCCUUCUGCUCAAGGACAAACAACGUUUGGAGAGUAAAAUCCGUGAAUUGGGUUUGGAUUUCUUUAAUGAUGAUUUCGAGGGCAUCACUGUGUCCACAACCAAAUGUCUUAGCUGUGAAACAAUAACGGAACAAAAAGAAACCAUGAUUGAUAUUGCUGUACCUGUACCGCAAGCGGGUUACGAGAGCAACGAAUAUAAUACGGAUAGACCGAGUUCGUUUAUACAGAACUCCUGCAUAACCAGUGAACGUUUCCGCAAUGAAAAUAAAUAUCGUUGUGAACAAUGUUGUGGCUACACCGAAGCUAUACGUUCAAUAUCCUAUGAGGUAUUACCACGUCUAUUAAUUAUCCAGUUGAGCCGCUUCUCGGGCGGCAUGGAAAAAAUCAACAGUUACAUUCCCACAUCGUUUACGCUGCAAUGUUUCUGUUCGAAAUGCUGUGAACUGAGCGAUGCCAAUAAAUUGCACAUCUACAAGCUGUACAGUGUUAUAACCCAUGUGGGCGCCACAAUGUCGGUGGGCCAUUAUAUUGCCUAUACCUGUUCAUUGGAUUGGGCCAAUGAAUAUAUCAACUGCCCCAAGGAGCAGAGGCGAAGAGCUAGUCAAGAGAGAGCUGCAGCAGCGGCGGCUGCUAUGAAUG
This is a messenger RNA of Musca vetustissima, 2872 nucleotides long. Its product is annotated as ubiquitin carboxyl-terminal hydrolase 1-like. The record is from RefSeq and is a predicted model, not a curated record. NCBI's taxonomy places the organism in Eukaryota, Metazoa, Arthropoda, Insecta, Diptera, Muscidae. The annotation marks the transcript as partial. The transcript has 5 exons. Gene Ontology annotation, cellular component: nucleus; cytosol. Gene Ontology annotation, biological process: protein deubiquitination. Gene Ontology annotation, molecular function: cysteine-type deubiquitinase activity; cysteine-type endopeptidase activity.